CCCUGACGUACACCCCCCCCCGCGGCGUGAGGCCGGCUGCGGCCGUUGGCUGUUAGCGAGGCUUGGGCGGUUGUCUGGGAGAAUCGAGAUGGCGGCGACGGCGGCCGCGGUAGCUGCUGAGGAGGACACGGAGCUGCGGGACCUGCUGGUGCAGACGCUGGAGAACAGCGGCGCCCUGAACCGCAUCAAGGCUGAACUCCGCGCAGCUGUGUUUUUAGCACUAGAGGAGCAAGAAAAAGUAGAGAACAAAACUCCUUUAGUCAAUGAGAGCCUGAAAAAAUUUUUAAAUACAAAAGAUGGUCGUUUAGUGGCAAGUCUUGUUGCAGAAUUUCUUCAGUUUUUUAACCUUGACUUUACCUUGGCUGUUUUUCAACCUGAAACUAGCACAUUUCAAGGUCUUGAAGGGCGAGAGAAUCUAGCCCGAGAUUUAGGUAUCAUUGAGGCAGAAGGUACUGUGGGUGGACCGUUACUAUUAGAAGUGAUUAGACGCUGUCAACAGAAAGAGAAAGGGUCUGCCAGUGGGGAAGGUGCUCUGAGUCUUUCUGAUGUACAUUCUCCACCAAAGUCACCAGAAGGAAAAACAAGUACACACACAACCUCUAGUAAGUACUGGGGAUUGAACUCAGGACCUUGCGCUUGUGAGAUACCAAGGUAUAAAGGACAAGGUAAGAAGAAGACAAGCGGGCAGAAGUCUGGUGACAAGAAGGCCAACAGUGAGGCUAGUCAAAGUGAUACAGCUAUCUCUUCAUCAGAACCAAAGAGCAAAAGCAGCCUGCACUCACUAACGCAUGAAACAAAAAUUGGAUCUUUUUUAAGCACCCCCACUUUAGAUGUCAGUGAAAAAGCUGGCCUUUGUCCAGAUGAAGAUGAUAUGGAAGGAGAUUCUUUCUUUGAUGAUCCCAUUCCUAAACCAGAAAAAACUUAUGGUUGGAGAAGUGAACCUAGGAAGCAAGCAGGAAGUCUGGCCUCACUUUCAGAUGCUCCCCCCUUAAAGAGUGGACUCACCUCUCUGGCAGGAGCCCCCUCAUUAAAAGAUCCUGAGAAUAAAACGGGAAGUACAGUUUUGAAAGAUCUGAAAUUGGUCAGUGAUAAAAUCAGAUCACUUGGAUUAGGGACUGGAGAAGAAGACUAUGUUGAUGACUUUAAUAGUGCCACCCAUCACUCAGAAAAAAGUGAGCUAAGUAUUGGUGAAGAGAUUGAAGAAGAUCUUUCAGUGGGAGUAGAUGACAUCAAUAACAGCGACAAAGUAUGGUGUUACACAUUUCUCAUAAAAGGCCCAUUUGUUGAUUUCCUGUGAGGCUUUUGAAAUUUAUACUAAGUAGUAGAAAAACAGCUUGAUGACCUCACACAAGACCUCACUGUUUCCCAGCUCAGUGAUGUUGCGGAUUAUCUGGAAGAUGUCGCAUAGACCUGAAGAGAAAGUAUUCUAAUUAACAAAGGACUCCUCAACUCCACUUUGGGUUUGUUUUUUUUUUGGACAAUCAAUCUUUGCUGCACCCUAUCGGUGCCUUGCAUUGCAAAAAGACUGCAGAUUUUUAAAAAAAUAACUUUCUGUUUACUAAACAAAAUGUGUCCUAUGUGAGUCAAUGUGUGGAAGAUUUAAUAUUCUUAAUUUGGUUUAGCUAUACAUUUCUCUGUGUAAAUUGAUUAUCUAACUCAAGUUUAGUACAGGGAGGAAAUCCAUGAAAACAUCAGUGUUAAGGUCAUGAAAGGUUUGGUUGGGAAUUUAGCUCAGUGGUAGAGGCCCUGGAUUUGGUUCUAAAACAGUGUUUAAAAAGCAUGAAAGGUGUCAGUGAAGAUGUAGAUUUGCACAUCCCUGCAUGUGUGCUGCUGCUGAUAUACAUGAUCUUUGAGAACCAUAGCUUCAGCCAUCUGACAGCAAAGCCUACCUACUUAGUGUAUUUUUUUUAUGAUAUUCACUCCAUAUUCUUUAAUAUGUACGUUUUCUUGCAUUGUGAUUUUUGUUUUUCAUUUGAAUAUUUUAAAAUGUCAGGAUUUAUAUGACUCAGAAGGCCUCUUUGCUUCCUUUUUGUGACAUUUUUCUUGAUGGGAAGGAGAUAAAAGUAACGCAAUAAAAGAGCAUAAAAAUGUCCAGAUGCCCUGGAAAGGGAGGGGACAGUCCAAGUCCAGUGUUUCCUUCUAAACUGUAGCAUGCUAUGACUUCCCAUAUUCUGAUUCCACGUGGGCUUUCAGCAGUCAUUAUAAGAUCCCAGGAAACAGUACCUGGGUAGGACAUAGAGGAUGACGCAGACAAGUGGUAUUCUUCCAACACCACAAAAUUGGCUUCUUAAAAAUAUAUAAAACUUUGAGUUUUUUUUAAAAAAAGCUAGGGCCGGGGAUUUAGCUCAGUGGUUCUGCUGCCUGCCUCACAAGUGCAAGGACCCAAGUUUGAUCCCUGGUACCAAAAAAAAAAAAAGUAAAUUAACACAUGGCUUCUGGUUCCUGUCCUUCACAUUAGAGGAAACAGUGAGACAGCAACCAACUGCUUGGUCAUUAUGCUGAUUACAGUGUUGAUCUAGCCAGCUGUAUUUUGUUUUCUUUAAUCACAGCUUGCUUGGCAAAUUCAUUAGGAUUAAGUCCCAAGUUCUCUUUUAAUUUAUUGAGUUCAAAAUCAUGGAGAAUCCUCAUAGUCAUUAACUUUUCUCAUCUGAGUCUGUCCAUAACAUCUUUUGGAACAUCAGGUAUCAUCCAGGCCAACAAAAAUAUGACAAGAAACACAGUGUGUUCCAUAAUUAUGAUGAAUGCCAUCUUGAGGGCAAGGACUUCCCAGAAUUGCAUAUUAUAAAUGUAUUUAUUCUCAUCUCCAGGAGGAUUUCUGUAAUCUUUGUACCUGCAAGUGAUGAUCCAAAGGUAUAGUGUGGUUUGGAAAAUCUACUGUUAGGAAUAUUGAUAAGCUGUUAUUGACACAUCCAUUCAAAAGCUGUGUGGUAUUUGUUGAGUAGGCAUAGUAAUAAACAGGGAAUGAUGUCUGAUGUAAAUGUAAUAGUAAAAGCAUUAGUUACAACAGAAUGGUCAACCAUUCCAGAAAGACUGUCUUGCCAAACACCUGUGCUAUGAGCUUUAGCAGCUGCAGGUCUCCUGCACUGAGUAGCAAGUUGACAGGCAUCUACCUGGAUCUUUACAUUAUUUAAGAGAGCAAAAAGAGGAGCAAAGGAAAAGAGCCACAAAUAGUAUGACAAAUCCAAACUAUUUCUAAGUAGUCAUAGAAUAACCCAGGUUGUCCAAAACUUACAAGGUUGUGAUUGUGCUCUCAGUGACUGAGCAUUGGUCUGAGACUUUUGACAUCUUCACCAAUUAAAAACCAAGGGAUAAAUAGCUUCCUUAAUGUUUGUGAAAAUCUACUUCCCCAUCAUGAUGGUCAACUGGAUUGUCGGUUCUAUUAGCCUCUAGGAUCCCUCUCUUCACUUCUCUGGAAACAUAUUUUCCAGAUUAGCCCAUAAACUUCCCUUUAAAGAAGGCUACAUAGAAACAAGAGAAUUAAAAUUUUACAAACUUAAACAAGAAUGUUUUCAAAGUAAGACUGCUCUCAUAUUUCUGUUAAGUUUGAGAAAAUUCCAUGUAGCUAUAAUCCACGCAGCUGUCUUUUCAUAAAAGAAAUUCAGGAUCAAGAUGACAGUAAAGUUCAAGCAUGAUCCUGUGUAGCUAACUGGGGAGUAAAGAUCAUUUUGACCUCCUGUAAAGGUGCUUCACUUUCCAUGACAUUUCCUUUGCAAAUGUAGCAAAGACUGACAAGUGGUACAUGAUUAUAGCUGCCAUACUGGUGACAAGAACCGUCCAUAAUGUCACUGUGGAUCCUGCUAAGAAGUACCAUGGAAUAUGACUACAUAAAAGCAUGUAAGGUUCCAUCUCCUCGGUCACUGCAUUCAUUUUCCUGUGUUUACAAAUGGCUUCAAACUCGGAUCUCAGCUGGUGUUGCUGCUGCUUCUCAGUGUCUUCCAGAUUCUACUCUUACCCCAUUCUGGAUAAUUACUUUUUCCAAAACUCCAAAACCAAUGUGAAAACCUGGGUGUGUUGCCAAAUUGUAAGAUUUCUUGAUCAUCUGUUCUCUCUGAAUGUAGACUGAAUAUUUGAAAGGACACUCUUGACUCAUUAUCAGGUAAAUGGGAAACUUUGAAGCCAAACAGGUGGUAUUUAGUCUCCAGUAACCACAUACUUGAUCACAGAGUGGACAUAUGAUCAUCUGACCUCCAGCGUUAGGGUCACAGAUUUCAAUGCUAUUUGGGUUACUGUGCAUUUAUAAUAAGCCAUGAAUAAAAUGCAGCUAUGCCAACCACGUCUUCAAUGAACAGCAUUUCUGUGUAAAAUCCGAGAAAGGCAAAAUAGCUGUUUUUCCUCCAUUAAUAAUCCCUAGUCAAAUCCAAAGGCUGCUCCUUGUAAAAAUAGGAAAACCAAGCCAGCCAAGUUCACGUGAAGUAUGUACCUUUCAUUGACAGGAUUGAGAGGUAUUGGCCUUGUUCUGUGAAGACCUCCUCCCAGCCUCGCGACAGGUCUGAGUGGAUCUUUGUCCUUAGUUGACAGGCUUGCCAGUGUACAGGUGCACCCAUAUUGUGCACCACAGCUAGCUACUUUCAUUAGUCUCAGACCUUGCAUGAUUCAGCUGGCUCCAGGCAGAAGCAGCAUGGUGGAAGGAACUGGUGGAGAAAAGCAUUUCAUGACAUGGUGUCCAAGAAGCAGAAGCUCACUUAGUGUAUUUUGGUACAGGGUAGUUCUGCACAUAGCAAAAUAACCUUGUAAGUUUGUGAUAUAAGUUAAAUCUGUUGUGUCAAUUUUAUUUUGUAUUUCCUUCCAUUUGGGAGGUUUGUUAAACCAUUAAGUUUAUAUUAAAGUACUCUGUGUGUGCUGCUUUUGCUUGAUUUAAAGAGAUCUAAACCUAAUUAAGACUUGUAGUUCAUAGAAUUGCCAAUAACACUUAAUAUUUAUGGUCACUCCUAUUCUGUUGUAAGCAGCUUUAGUCACAAGCUCUCUUCACAUAAUUUAUUAUUUGUAAAGAUGCCUUGAAAUAUUAAGUACCAAAAUGCAUCUGAAACCAUUAAGUAAUGCUUUUAUUUCAGAUCUGUGAUUAUAUUUAAAUCCAAAUUGGAAUGAAAUGGUAGUAAUGGCCUAAGACCGUACAAAUUCAAUCUAACAAGCUUUAUAUACUGUACAUAACUUCAUUGUAACCCUUUAAAAACAGACCAUAUUAGAAUUUUCAGCAGUCUCAUUCAUUGUGCUACUGUGAUGUAGGUCGCUGACAUUUGUAAUGCUGUCUUUAAUAGGAGAACCAAUUGAAAAUGAUACAUGUAUAUUCAUAUAAAUAUUUGUAAAGUUAUGCUUAUGUUAAUUUUUAUACUUUUUAAUUUCAAUUGAGUUUUUUGUUAAAGUUACCAUUAAUAAAAAAAGCAAAAUUAGA
This is a messenger RNA of Heterocephalus glaber (naked mole-rat), 5389 nucleotides long. The record is from RefSeq and is a predicted model, not a curated record. Lineage: Eukaryota; Metazoa; Chordata; Mammalia; Rodentia; Bathyergidae.